This is a messenger RNA of Eupeodes corollae, 3178 nucleotides long. It is a transcript of the gene drd, whose product is annotated as O-acyltransferase like protein. Gene Ontology annotation, molecular function: acyltransferase activity, transferring groups other than amino-acyl groups. Bases 472 to 2895 code for a protein of 807 amino acids. The record is from RefSeq and is a predicted model, not a curated record. The transcript has 12 exons. NCBI's taxonomy places the organism in Eukaryota, Metazoa, Arthropoda, Insecta, Diptera, Syrphidae.
GUCGCUCUUCGAGGCGUACUUUAUAUCGUACCUCAUACCUCGGUUAAGCUGCCCCUUUGGACUGAAUAAAGCGUAGAUGUACAAAAUGUAAAGAUUGUUUGCAAGGCCCAAAGAAUUGACUUUGGCAUAAACUAUGAUAUUAGCGAAUUUAGUUACCUGCGCGACUUCAAGCUAGUCUCAUCGAAGUACGAAGCUUUCCUCGGUUCUUCAAGUGGGACUUCAAAGACGUCUUUUUCCACAAACUCACUGCACAUAGAUAGUCGGCGGCCUUAAACAUUACAGCACAAAAUAAAAAUAAAAAUAAAAAUAAAAAACCGUUGCAAGCGUUACAAUUUUGAAUUCUGUGUUCUAAUUUUAGCAAUUUUACAUACCACCUUUGACAAUGGUAUAAAAAAGAAAAAAAUAAAAGUUUAGAAUGAGAAAAUUAUUAUCAUUGUAAUUUUUAUAAAAUCAAUUUAAUUUGGAUUUAAUAUGCUUAGGCUUACAUUCAAAAAAAUGCAUCCUAAAUUUUUGGUAUCAAUAACUGUGUUAAGUUUUUGUUGCACCUUGAAUGCGGGCAGUUUGGACUCUACGACAUGCCAAUUAAAAAAUAAUUGUGCUCUAGAUGAGAAAUUAAUUGUUAAAGAUUCAAGUGUUGAUGAAAAAUUGGAAAAGAAAAUCACUUCGAUAUUUGAGGAUAAAGUUAAUUACAGUUUAAAAUUGUCGUAUCAAAGUGAUGAGAUCGAAGAGGGUCGCAUUAUUGGUUACACUUCGAUUGCAAAUUUGACGCAAUUUAAAAAACUGACCGACAAAGAGACUGAAGAAGAAUAUGAAAUUCAAGAAAAAGAAUACCUCAGGGCGAUUGGUGAAAGAUUUAUGGGACUAGCUCGUCCAUUUGAUGCAUCAAACAGUCCGUCAGCUUCAGCAGCUUGUCGAAGACAUACGCGUGCAUUUCUCGAAGGACUUCGAAAUUUUGAUCUUUGGGCUAUAAAAAUGCACGAUGCUACAGGAAAAUUGACGUCCGGAAUUCUUAAUGGCAAUAUUAAUCAAUAUGGUGAUUUCGAUCAGUGUUUAAAUACCAAAACCCCAGCGGGAAAAGAUGAAUUUCAGGGACAAUAUUGCCUAGCAUACGCCCAACCCAUAUGGUCACAUAAAUCCAAGAAGCUGAAGGAAUUUUUCGAACUCAUUCAAUCCCAUAGUCCAUUUCGAAACGAAUUCAAUGACCCGGGACAUCGUGUACCACGAUAUAAUAUAAUUAACUGGGGAAUAUGUGUACCAUCUUCCUGUAAGCCACAAGAUGUUGAAUAUACUGUUAAGGAAUUCCUAACCAACAUGACAAUGUCAACUGGAGUUUCAUUCAAAGUACGAGUCGAACCCCAACAUUGCCAAAUAAAACAAAAUCUUCCCUGGGAUCGAAGCACAAAAUUGGCUGUACAAUUCUUUUUAUGUAUGAUUUCGAUUGCUAUUCUAUCAACCAUCUACGAACUACGAUCCGACGGAGCUAAACAGAACCAAUGGUUUACAGCGUUCUCUCUUUAUAAAAAUACUAAAUCACUCUUUAGUACAACAUCAUCUCCAGAUGACAUUGAAGCUGUGCAUGGAAUUAGAUUUCUAAAUGCAAUCAUGCUGCUUUUGUCACACAAAUCAAUGGCGGUAUUCUUUAAUGCUUUCAAUAAUAGAACGGAAAUGGCUGAGAGCCUUGGACGACCUUGGACGGUGAUUGGCAGAGCAGCAUCUCUGUACACUGAUCCAUUUUUAAUGUUUAGUGGAAUGUUAACAGCUUAUUCGCUAUUUGGAAGACUUUUGAAAGGACAACCCGCUCGUCUUAAAAAUGAAUAUAUUGGCAGACUCAUGAGGAUUGUGCCACCAUUGGCAGCACUUAUAAUCUUUUGCACAUUUAUCCUUCCAAUGUGGGGAUCCGGUCCACAAUGGAAUCUUGUUGUUGGCCAUCAUUCAAAUAUUUGUAAGAAAAACUGGUGGAGGAAUCUUUUGUUUAUACACAAUUACUUUGGAUUUGGUGAAAUGUGUUUGACUCAUACCCAUCAUCUCGGUAUCGACACUGAACUUUUUGUUGUGGCACCGCUGAUGAUUUUCUCAAUUUGGAAGUGGCCGAGAGGCGGAGUUAUUGGACUUACAUCACUGGCAAUCAUUGGAACGGCAGCUAGAUAUUACACAACAGUUGUAAAUGAGCUUUCAAACUACGUUUACUUUGGAACAACAAUUCAAAGACUAUUCAGGACAGCAGAUUAUAUGUACUCUUUCCCACCUCACAGAUCGACAGUGUACAUAAUUGGAAUUUUCCUUGGUUAUGGACUGAGAAAGCUCCGAGGUAUCAAUCUUACAAACUCCCAACUACGAAUUGGAUGGACUGUUGCCGUAUUCUGUCUUCUCGCUUCUCUGCUUGGACCUGCUCCAAUGGGUGACAUGUCCUACGUUUACAAUUCCACACAUGCGGCAAUAUACGCUGCCUUUGCACCAGUAGCAUGGUGCUUCUUCUUCGCUUGGAUUGUCUUUGUGUCUCAUAUGGGAUACAAGAACCAUCUGACGAACUUCUUUUCAUGGAAGGGCUUCCAAGUGGCGACAAAGCUGUCGUACGCCAUCUAUCUAACCCAAUUCCCCGUUUUCUUCUUCAAUGUCGGACGUAGACGUCACAUCCAUCAUUACUACAAUUUCGUGUACCUUAUGUUGGACACCAAUGAAUUGAUAAGCAUAUUCGUAGCGUCGACACUUCUAACCCUCUUCUUCGAUAUACCCUUCCAAAAUCUCAAAAAACUUAUUUUCAAUCGAACACCAAAGAGUAAAAAGUCCGAAAUAACCUGCCAGAAGCAAGUCUGUGAUCAUUCAAUAAACAAUAACGAACUAAACUCAGACUCGUUGAAUCAAGAGAGUAUCCAAAGCAAAGUGCAUGCCGAAUAGAAAAUUAAUUGAGUUCAAGGCGUCGCACAAAUUAAGCCACUAACGCUUAUUUUCUUAGUAUUAAAUUAUUUCAUAUUUAAGGUUUUAAACAAAAACAAAUCAUAAACAAAAAACAAGUGUAAGUUGUAAAAUAAUGGAAAUGUAUAUGCUUAGUCAUUUUGUAUAGUAGAUUUUAAGCAGAUUUGGAGAAAACUGAUUUAAAAUAUUUUAAUUAGAUCCUAAGUAUAUUUUUUAGUUCGAAGGAUUAUUUUUAAAUAAAUAGAAUGCAAUUUUUUCCCUGGAA